Messenger RNA from Corvus hawaiiensis (hawaiian crow), 3721 nucleotides. RefSeq names its product PBX homeobox 3 (gene PBX3). The coding region runs from base 951 to 2252 and encodes 433 amino acids. The record is from RefSeq and is a predicted model, not a curated record. Gene Ontology annotation, cellular component: nucleus. Gene Ontology annotation, molecular function: DNA-binding transcription factor activity, RNA polymerase II-specific; RNA polymerase II cis-regulatory region sequence-specific DNA binding. Lineage: Eukaryota; Metazoa; Chordata; Aves; Passeriformes; Corvidae. The transcript has 9 exons. Gene Ontology annotation, biological process: regulation of transcription by RNA polymerase II; eye development; neuron development.
GGCCGGCGCUCCGCUCCCUCUCGCGCGCCGCUCGGCUCCUUCACAGGGUGACACGUCUGCGGUGAGUGAGUGGCGUUGGCAGCCUGUCAAUCCCUCACCGGAGCGGCCAUCAAACAACAUAAAACACGCGCGGGCACCGGGCGCGGGGCUCAUAAAUUCCGGCGGGCCGAUAUUUUUGCACAUUGCUUUGCAGAGAGUGUGUAAUUAAUUUUUUUACAGUUCUUUCCCCGUUAUUUCCGCUGUUUUCUUUGCACAAGUUCAAACUUUUGAUUGCUGCUGUCUCACCCCCGUGCACAGACUUGGGAUCGUUUGUUAUUUGGGGGGGAGGGCGAUUAAUUUUUUUUUUCCCUCUGUGAUUGUGUUUUCUUGGCUUUUUUAUGUUGCAAUUUGGGGGUGGGGGUGUUCGCUGGUUUGUUGUGGUUUUUGCUGUUUGCACCCUCCCAACUUCUGAAGGAUUUGAAAGCGAGUUUUUUUGAUUUUGUAUUUAAUUUUUUUUUUUUUUAAUUUUGCCUUUUUGCAAAGAAGAUUUUUGGACAAGUGGGGAAAGACAUAAAAAGCAACAAUAAAAAAUAAAAAAGGAGAAAAAAAAAGCUUUGGAGGAAGAUUGUACCAGGAAAACCUCACAGAAAUCUGCUCAGCUCAUUUAUCCGAGGCACCAAUAUGAUGAUGAUGAAAGAAGAUUGUAACUAAAGAAGAGAGUGAUUUACUGCCCUGGGAAGGAGAAGAGAGUGGAAUAAACAGCUGAGAUCCGGUCAAAACACAAAUACUACAUUUUUUUUUUUGUUGUUACUGUUUUGUUUGGCUUUUUUUUUUUUUUUUUUUUUUUUUUUUUUUUUUUUUUUUUUUCCUUUUUUGUGGUGUGUGUGCAGAGCGCGGUCAGGAGCGCGGCACUGGGACUGAGCGGGGCAGGCGCUGCCGUGACCGCCCGGAGCGCGGCCCGGCCCGGAGCCAUGGACGAUCAGUCCAGGAUGCUGCAGACUCUGGCCGGCGUGAACCUGGCCGGGCACUCGGUGCAGGGGGGCAUGGCCCUGCCGCCUCCCCACGGACACGAAGGGGCUGACGGCGACGGCAGGAAGCAGGACAUCGGCGACAUCCUCCAUCAGAUCAUGACCAUCACUGACCAAAGCCUGGAUGAGGCACAAGCAAAGAAACACGCCCUGAACUGCCACAGGAUGAAACCCGCCCUGUUCAGCGUCCUCUGCGAGAUCAAGGAGAAAACAGGUUUGAGCAUCCGAGGAGCCCAGGAGGAAGACCCUCCCGAUCCUCAGCUAAUGAGACUAGACAAUAUGCUUCUGGCAGAAGGAGUCUCAGGUCCGGAGAAAGGUGGGGGAUCGGCGGCAGCAGCUGCAGCCGCAGCAGCCUCUGGAGGGUCUUCAGAUAACUCUAUUGAACACUCAGAUUACAGAGCCAAAUUGACCCAGAUCAGACAAAUCUAUCACACAGAGCUGGAGAAAUAUGAACAGGCAUGUAAUGAAUUUACCACACAUGUAAUGAACCUCCUCAGAGAACAGAGCCGGACACGUCCCAUUUCUCCCAAGGAGAUUGAAAGGAUGGUGGGCAUCAUUCAUCGAAAAUUCAGCUCCAUCCAGAUGCAGCUCAAACAAAGCACUUGUGAAGCAGUAAUGAUUUUAAGAUCAAGGUUCCUUGAUGCCAGGCGGAAAAGGCGUAACUUCAGUAAACAAGCCACGGAAAUCUUGAACGAGUAUUUUUACUCCCACCUCAGUAACCCCUACCCCAGUGAAGAAGCCAAAGAGGAGCUGGCAAAGAAAUGCAGCAUCACGGUAUCACAGGUGUCCAACUGGUUUGGCAAUAAGAGAAUCAGGUACAAGAAGAACAUCGGGAAGUUCCAGGAGGAAGCCAAUCUCUAUGCGGCAAAGACGGCUGUGACUGCAGCGCACGCCGUGGCCGCGGCCGUCCAGAACAACCAGACCAACUCCCCCACCACACCAAAUUCUGGUUCUUCUGGUUCUUUUAACCUCCCAAAUUCUGGGGACAUGUUCAUGAACAUGCAGAGUCUGAAUGGGGAUUCUUACCAGGGGUCCCAAGUCGGAGCCAAUGUGCAGUCACAGGUGGAUACCCUGCGUCAUGUUAUCAAUCAGACGGGAGGAUACAAUGAUGGCUUGGGAGGAAAUUCACUGUACAGUCCACAUAAUUUAAAUGCUAAUGGAGGCUGGCAGGACGCAACCACUCCAUCUUCUGUGACUUCCCCUACAGAAGGGCCGGGAAGUGUGCACUCGGAUACCUCUAACUAAUCUCCUAGCAACACUUUUUCCCUGAGCUGAGAUGCCUUGAUUAGCGCAUUCAGAGUUGCAGGAGAAAAAGGAAAGAGUUUUUUGUAGCCAACCACCUACAGCUUUACUGUAAAACCUUGUCUUAUUAGAAAACUUGGUAAAUCUGUUUUUUAAAGGUAUCAUAAUCAUUUGUAUUUAUACUUAAAACACACAAUGUUAAAAAGCACUUUAUCCAAUUAGGCCAAGAUUUAGCAUUGUUUAUAGCCCUGUAACUAUUUUAUCAUAAUUUAUUAUCAGCAGUUUUAAUGAUGUUGGUCUAACAGUUGCCAAUUACUUGGCCUUAAGGGUAAAAGUACAGGACAAGCUUAACCUCAGUAGCAAGAGCAGACACAAAGAACCGCCUCACCCAAAUUUAAUUGUGUGCAUAUUUCCAUGGAAAGUCGACAGGAAUCACAGACUUUGAUUGUGUUUCAUCUUUUCUUAUCUCUCACAGACCUGGAAUAAAAAGAGCUGUUCAGUUAUUUCGGUUAACAAUGGUCGUGUUUAAGAAUCCUUAUUCGUCACAUUUUUGUUGAGAUCUAUUGUCUUACAAAUUAGAUUGGAAACCAGGAGCAUCUUUUCUUUCUAAAGCCCCCCUGGACCCCGAGUCUCCUCUCCGUAUCCUGACACGGACACAGGUUGUUCUUGGGAGAUGACGACUCUUGCUGCUGGUCUCUGUGCACGCCACGACCCGGGGUUUUACAGUAUGAGCUGGGUGCUACCCACGCCUGCCAAGGGCUGGUGCCUCUGCUUGGCAGCAAACCACAAACAAAGGAAAAGGAAAGGAAAAAGCACCGCGAUAUGGAGUGUUGUACAUAGUGUAGCAAAAGAGUAUUUAUACAUCUCACCAAUCAAACACAGCUUUAUUACCUCAUGCGAACUCAUACAAACCAAUAGACUUUCAACAUGUUCUGUAGCUUAGAGUGCUCACUUACUACCUCUGAACGAUACUCACGCUGUAGUUUGUCUCUUUCUUAUCUUUUUGCAUCUUGUAAUUAACUCUUUGUUUCCCCACGAAAUGUAAUGUACAUUGUAAUCUCCUACAAAUCAGGGUUGCCUUGGCAACUGCUAAAGAAGCGGAAGUGGAAACAUGGGGUCUUAGGUUGGACACAAAACAGUGCAACUGUUGUAAAUACUGAGAAGCAUUUUGAAUGUUCUUCAUCUUGUUACUAAUACACGCAAAAACCAACAAUUAAUUGUAAUGCAUACAGACUUCAGUAUUCAGUACUGUACAUCCCCCUGGAUUGCAGGGGCCCUUUCUCUCUCUCUUUUGUAUUGUAUGCGAUUCUGAAACUGAUUGAGUCAUGAAAAUAAUUUGUGGCAGUGAUUCUAAUGUAUUAAACCGUUUCGUGUUACUUUCUAACUGGAUUACACCCUGGAUUGAAAAGUCUUCCUCGUGGUAGUUAUAUGUAGUUUCAAACAUGAAUAAACUUUUUGCUUUCAUGAUCAAA